AUGAAGAAAGCAUAAGAGAAGCAAUAAAAAAAGGAAAUAUCUACAAGUCCCCUUUUAAUAAUAUUGAAUAAGGAUGAAGAAAUCGAUGAUCUAAAUUCUCCCACUUCUCCUCACUUAUCAAUACCUAUCUUUAGUCCAACAAAAUUUAUAUUUCCAAACUUGAAAUACUAGAAACAAAUCAAAUGA
Paramecium tetraurelia is the source of this 186-nucleotide messenger RNA. RefSeq lists its product as uncharacterized. The transcript has a single exon. NCBI's taxonomy places the organism in Eukaryota, Ciliophora, Oligohymenophorea, Peniculida, Parameciidae. The record is from RefSeq and is a predicted model, not a curated record.